Molecule: messenger RNA, 3925 nt
Organism: Cimex lectularius (bed bug)
Lineage: Eukaryota; Metazoa; Arthropoda; Insecta; Hemiptera; Cimicidae
Exons: 22
Coding region: 380-3706 (1108 amino acids)
Cellular component (GO): cytoskeleton
Molecular function (GO): protein binding
Source: RefSeq, a predicted model, not a curated record
GCCCGUGCAGUUUUAUCUCUGCUGUAAACAAGUGCUGCUGUCCUCCCUCGGUCCUCAGUGAGCUGAUAAUUUGUUUUUGUUGAUGUCCUCCGUGCUCAUCCGUUCAGGACUUAUCCGCCCUUGAAAUAUAUGCAGUCAUACUUCACCGAGACAUAAAAAAAACUACAAGGGAGGCCGCCUUCCCGACAAAAAAAAAACCCCUUGAAUAUCUUGUGUGCACAGUUUUAAAAUUGUUCCAAGUCAAUUAAGAGUUUCUGUUUCGAAUAUGUACAGUUUCGAAUGAAAACGAGACGGAUGAAAGGGUGCCCACUGUGAUAUAUACGGAAGUGUUCUCGACCACUCCCUUCGCGGCCCUCCUCAGGCUUUGUAUGGCCUUCUCAUGUUGCUACAAUCCGCCUGGAAUCCAAAUUUGCAAAUUUCACCGAGCGACGCUUCUUCAUUGAACUUACAGAGCAUACAGGACAACUUGAAACCGGGAUGGAGCGUCCAUGUGACAGCUGAUAACCGACUCUACUAUCUCAAUGAGGAAAGUGAUACAUGCUCCUGGAUUCCCCCGGUCGAAGUUUGGGGCAAGGAGGUCGGACGGGGACUGCCGUUUGGAUGGGAAGAAGCCGUUGAUCCCAACGGGAAAACCUACUAUAUCAACCAUGUCAACAAAACGACAACGUACGAGGAGCCGGUGCUCGACUGGAGCGAGGAGCCACCUCAACCGAGGCAGGUCAGCCUCACGAGGCACUCCGAGCUGGGAUUCGGUUUUGUCGCCGGCUCCGAAAGGCCUGUCAUCGUCAGGUUCGUGACAGAAGGGGGUCCAAGCGAGGGGAAGCUGCUUCCCGGAGAUCACAUCCUCGAAGUCAAUUCGGAAGAUGUGAGCUGUGCCCCGAGAGAUCAUGUUAUUCAGCUCGUCAGAGCGUCCAAGACAACAGUCGACCUCGUCGUAUGUCAACCUGUACUCAUAAAUUCAUCUAGAAAAUCUGCAAUUCUGAGUUCAGCAAAGAAAGCAAAAUUAAAAACUAAUCCAUCCAGGGUCAGAUUUGCAGAGGGAGUGGUUGUCAACGGUUCUCCUUUAUUUCCAGGUUGCACUUUGAGUGGAGGCGAUUGGGGCUCUGGCACCGUCCUUCCGAAUGUGCUGAAAGUGUUCCUUGAAAACGGGCAGACCAAGUCUUUCAAAUACGAUAGCUGUACGACUGUUGGCGAUGUACUUCAAUCACUUGAGACCAAGCUCUGUUUGAAAGAGACGAAUCAUUUUGCGUUAGUUUUGGAACAAGUUAAAACUUUGAGGCGAAACAAGCUGACACUCCUUAACCCUCACCAUACCCUAUCAAGGGUUGCUUCCAGGCCUGGAACACAUAAUCUGAGGUGCCUGUUCAGAGUCGCCUUUGUACCAGGCGAUCCAUGUGAUUUAGCGCAGAAAGACUUAUCGGCUUUUGAAUAUUUUUAUCUUCAAUGUUGUAAUGAUAUAGUCCAAGAGAGGUAUGCCCCAGAAUUAAAAUACGAUGUAGCAUUAAGAUUAGCAGCAUUACAUAUUCACCAGCACUGUUUAGCAAACAAUAUUCAACCAUCAAAAAUAACCGUCAAGUCUGUCGAAAGAGACUUCGGGCUUGAAAAAUUUGUUCCCUCGUCUCUUUUGGAAACGAUGAAAAGGAAGGAAUUAAGGAAAGUGCUCACGCAUCUUUUAAAACUCAAUUAUACUAUGACUGGGUCGAGCCACAAAUGUCUAACAGCGUUACAAGCGAAAUUGUACUACCUGACAAUAAUUAGUCAAUUGCCAAGUUACGGAGCGAAAUGCUUUCCUACAAAUAGCAUGGAUAACAAUGGUGAAAAUGUGAUACUUGUGAGCCCAAAACUGGGUAUUAGUCAAAUCACCGGUCUUAGAAACAAUAUGCCAAUUUCUGUUGCUGACAUUGAACAACUUUGCAUGGUUCAAAUAGAAAAAGAAGACCAUUUGCUUUCAACUGUUACACUUUUUUUACCAUCAACACCCAAUAAGGAACUAAGAUUUACGGUGGAAGAGAGAGAUGCUGAAGAGUUGGUUCUCGUACUCCAAGGCUAUUUUAAACUUUUUACCGGCUCCGAUCUACAAGUACAUCAAGAUCCUGAUGAAUGGAUCAUCGAUACAGCACCCCUCUAUCACUCGCAGCAUGUCGUCAAACCGGCAUUCUGGAGCUACGGAUUGGACGGCGAUCACGAAGAGCACAGGAUGGUCAAUUUUGCAAUUCCUCUUCACACACUCAACCCAAAUAGACAAGUCAAGACAAAUGGAAAUCACACACUGAGUAGAAGUAAUAGUAAAGUAAUUAGAAGUAACGGGGUUGAUAGCAACAUGAAUGUGCCUGGUAAAGUGAGAGACAGGAAUGGCAUGAAUCCCUUGUCACCAAGUAACAACGGUAUUGACUUCCACAGUGUUGUUUCGAUGGAAAUUCUCGAACAGGAGGGUUACAUUGAUGCUCAUAACCCCGAGGUUGUACGCAGGGUGGCAGAGAUGCAAGCAGUGGUGGAGAACUCUGAGGAGUAUCUGUCCAAGCACCAGAGAGAGAACAGCGACUCUGAUACUUCCCACAUGUCCAUAGAUGGUGAUAACCCGGCACCGGCCUCGCUCAAACACAGCGAUUCCCUCCUUUUGCUCACUCAGGAGAUAGAACAGUGUGUGAAUGAAGCAUUUAAUUCCUUAGAAGUAGGAGACACAGAAAGCGAUACUGACUCUCUUACUACUAGUCCAUCGCACAAUAGUAUAGCUAAGACACCGAAUAGAGAUUCAGAUUCUAGCUUUGGCCUUCAUAGCCCGGACAAUCUUGUAGGCACUUCCACCUUUGAAGCAUUGCAGGAAGUUUGGAGAAAGGUUCAAGAAACAGGAAACGCCGAUGGGCAAGCUAUGCUCUGUCUCGAUCCUGAGAUUAUAGAUCUGACCCUCUUGCCACCGCCUAUUACUCCAGACAAGGAUAUCGGACCAGUGGCGGAGCAGUUACUUAGCCUUGGACUUGAGGAGUUCUUGGAAACAAUCAAAGUGGUGCCGCCUCCGCCUCCAGAAGCAGUCGAUCCUACUGUAAAACUCACAACCGAGCAGAUAUCUGCCUUUAUAAUACCACCGCCUCCGCCACCGCUGGAGGAAUUGCGUAAAGCUAUAGAGGAAAACGGACCGAAGGAAGGAGAUAAAAGUGCAAAAGUCAAUCCCAGAGCCUGUUCCGGUCAGGCAAUGCCCGAAAGGCCACCAAAGUGUACAUUAAAAUAUCCACCUCCAUUGCCUCCUAGGUCCGACUCCUUCAGCAGGAAAAACUUUCUCGGAGAAUCUGAUAUGAAUGUUGAGGCUUUAAAAGUGACUACGGAUUUCAGUGAUGUCCUUAGCCUUGCUUUGGCGCAGACAGAAAGGAGUGUCAACACAAAUCAGGAAGUAAAGGACAUGCUAGGCCUUGAGCUUCGGAGAUUGGUAACUUCUUCUAAGCUUCUUGUCAGGAGUCACAAAUGUGCCAACACAACCCUCGAAAGUGGGGAUUACAAAGGGAACCUUCAGUCCGUCGUGUCCCAAUUGAGGAAGACGGUCGAUUACGGAGUAACCAUGGAAAGCGUGUUUGUGCUUGGUGUGCUUCAAGUAGUGACUCAGGUCCAGGGGAUCAUCGUAGCUGAAAAUCAGGAAGACCUCAGCUCAGGAGCUGAAAGGCUGGCGACGGCUCUUGCCGCCCUUAUCAAACACUGUCAAACGCCGUCAGCAUAACCAUCCGGCUUGCGCAGUCGGGACCUCUGAUAUCUAGUCUGAACAUAUGCAAUUAAUUUACCAUCAUGGACAACUCCCACAUAAUUCUUAGCACUAUAUAAAUUUUGCUUUUAAACCUUUAAAAAGGAGAUAUUAUGUACAAUAUGUUUACUUGAGAUCAAUACGCAAGUUAACCUUUAGUAGUUAUAGAUUUUUAUCAAUAAUUAUUUGUAUUCGUAA